AUGAGGCAGGUUGAACCAGAGGAGAAAGUAGAACGUUUUGCUACAAGCGAAGAAGACGACGAAGACGAUGACGAGUGUUACGAAUUUGACGAUGAAGGCCUCGGACCCUCCGUGGAAAACAGCUUCGUCAUAGUCAAUAACGAGGUAGAAAACUGUGUGGAAUCCGGCGCGGCGUCACCUAGCGAGCCUCCUCUGGUACUACAGCAGAAGGCCAUGUACAUGCCGCCCAGAAAUACACAGUCGGAGAGACGGUGGUUGGCGCAGAUCAAGAAAUGCUACAUCUUCAAGAGUCGGGAAUCCCCCUACCCUGACCUGGUGCUCGUGAACCGGUUCCCGUAUGUACAGGAUGACGGCACGGCGGAGAUGUACUGCGUCUCCAACUAUCCAGAGGCCGACCUGAACUGGAACCUGCUGCCGACCCUGGGCAGAGACGCUCAGGAGAUGAUUGACAACCAGGACCGCUGGCUCUCGGGAGGGCCAGUGCCCUCAACCUUCGCCAUGUCCGGCAGGCUGUUCGGCAUCAACGCGGACGCGGAGGGCUUCCGCGCAGGCGCAUGGAACUGCUCUGACGAUGGCCAGGGCUUCGGGUCGUGGGUCAUCGGCAUCACCAACUUCCGCAGCACCGCCAUCAAGCCGUUCAAAGUGACGCAGACGGUUAACGAGGGGCAGCGCGGUGUGAACCUCAUCAUGAACCAGACCGUUCCGGAGGCCUUCGCUAAAAGGUGGAACCGCGGCCCGAACGUGAUCGGCGGCUCUGACACCCUGAGUCUGGACCUGGACUCCAAACGGGGCGGGAACACGCUGGAACAGUUCGUGAGCCCGGGCCGAGGGGUGCUGGACUGUUACCAACAGGGACAGCGGGAGGAUCCUACUAAAGCCGGCAUGAUGAGGGUCAUCGUCAGAUCGUGUCCGGAGGGUAAGUACGGCGGAGGCUGUACGGACGACUGCCCACGCUGCUAUAACGGUGGAAUGUGCCAUGACGAAACGGGGGAGUGCAUCUGUCCGCCUGGCUUCAUGGGCAGGAACUGCGAACAACCGUGCGGAGGAAACAAGUUCGGAGUGAACUGUACUCACCAGUGUAAGCGUCCUCAGCGGGAUGACCAGUGUAUGGAGCUCCUGUUCUGCAUGCCUGAUCCGUGGGGUUGCAGCUGUGCUACUGGAUUCCGCGGAGACGAGUGCGACGAAUUCUGUCCCCAGGGCAGGUUCGGAGCCGACUGCAACCAAAACUGCAACUGCAAAAACGACUCGAACUGCAACAUCUACACGGGCAACUGUCCGGAGGGCUGCAGGGAGGGCUGGAAGGGUGCAACCUGUCAGGAGGAGUGUGCCCCUGGCGAGUUCGGCUCUAACUGCCUGUUGAAGUGCCACUGCAUGAAUAACGAGACGUGUGACGGGGCGACGGGACACUGCCCGCCCGGCUGUGCCGUAGGAUGGCUCGGACCCUCAUGCCAAGAGCCCGACGACUGCGUGACGAACGAGUGUCUGAACGGCGCCACGUGUAACGACCUUCGGGACGCCUACAACUGCAGCUGUCCUAUCGGCUGGAUCGGGCGCUUCUGCGAGACCAUGACACCCGAACCAUGCCGUGAUCUGGAACCCUGUGAGAACGGUGCCACCUGUGUGCCGCUGAGUGAGGAAGAGUACCGCUGUGACUGUGCGGAGACGUACGAGGGACAACACUGCGAGGUGCAGAACCUGCCUGAAGAGGCCGGUUCCCCAGUGGGGGCUAUAGUUGGUGCCCUGGUGGCUGUUCUGUUGAUCGGCGGGAUUGCGGGAGCGGCGUACUACUACCUGAAGGUGAAGAAGAACAAGGGCAACGACGGGAGGGUCUCACCUGAGGCGCAGGGAGACAGCGACGACGAGUAACGCGCACCUGGCAAGACGGAGAAGUGAAAGUGAUCCUCUUCACUUUCACUUGUCUAAACUAUCUUAAAUCUUUAAGGACUUGGUACCUAUUUUUACUCCACAUUUACUUUCACAUAUCCAAACUAUAUUAAAAGUCAUGUGAAAGUUGUUCAAACCAACUUAAAUCUUUAAGGACUUGGUACUUAUUUUCACCUCACAUUCAGUUCCACAUUCACAUGCCCAAAUUGUCCAAAACCAUUUUUUUACCAAUAAAAUGAAUGAAAAGAUAAUUGAAUGACUGUAAAAUCUAAACUUCAUAUUGAAACACCCUUUUAUGUAAAGACCUGUUCGACCAUUAUAAGAACGUAAGAAAGAAGGAUGAAAAAAAUUUAAUAAAAAAAAAAACCGGCCGGGAGCCCGAUUUGAAUUCUUUACAGACAGCAAAGUGUAAAAUUCUUAGACAUAUCCAAAUUGUUAAGAGAGACUCACUGCAUUCAAAGAUACCAAAAUUAGGGAAGACCGAAUCAAAAGUUUAGUGAAUUUUUGUGUUAAUGGUAAAAUCACCCAGUUACGUCCACAUGUGAAUCACAUGUAAAACAAAGUAGGACAUAAACCUUAAGGUUUACACAAAAACAGCACCAGAAACUUGGGAUAUGAUAACCUGUGAUAUAAAUUACAUUUACCUGAACAAUCGUUUGGGAAUUUCUAAUGUCAAGUAGCCAGACUGGUAAAUCAACGUAAUCUACAAUUUGUGAAAGUAAAUAGAAAUGUACAUUCACUAGUUAUGAAAAAUCUUAAUCUAUUAGGUGAAAGCUAUAAGUACAUGUACUUAAUUUUGAAGGAUCUUUUUUGUGACAAGGACAGUGACGUCUAGCAUUUAAAUAGAAGUCAGAAUGACGCAAUGCAACCGUUAGUUCAACAUUACAACUAAUGCAGAAGUAAAAGAAAACUUGCAGCAAAAUGUAGGCAUCUAAAAGAAGGCAAAGACAUAUUUUCGUAAGUAAAUAUGAAAAGAAAGAGGGGAAUUUAGUAAAAUUCUUAGAACUUGAAAGACACUAAGAGUUCUAAUACAAUAAGGGGAAGUAGCUUUUAUUCUAAAGCUUCUGAUAUAUUGCUAAUAUUCUAAAAUGCAAAUUUCAAUCUGUCUUCACUAGUGAGGAAUUGAUAAGAUUUGACUAUGCUAUGUUUAAUGAAAUAGACGCACAGACGAACUGACGAACUGACUGGCUGACAAACAAGGACGGAAACAAGUAUAACACGUGACUAAUUACGCAACGACUAACUGACAAUGACAUAGAGGUACAGACUACGUCACCCGCGUCUGCCACCCUAUUGGCUAGGCUUGAUGACGUAUGGUGACGUAAGUUGUACCUCAUAACUAUUAUGUGACAGAUUUAUAUUUGUUGCAAACGAGUUCUGUUCAAGGGACACAUUCUGACUGAAAAUCGCAAUGGAAGUUCAAAGCCAUAACACUAACUUUAUAAAUAAUGUAAUAUUCUCAGGGUCAGUGUCUUAUAUCUGUCAGAUGUCUAUUUCUCUUUUUUUGUAUCAUAUUCUGUUAGAAUGUUAAUUGCUUGAUCUAGUGCUGAAUUAUUGCGCUUGAAAUCUAAUAUAUUCUUCGUGAUUUAAGAAUUGUUCACUGCUGUUAAUUUGUUAGACUGUCAAUUGCUUGCUCUAAAGAUAGCCACAUUGACGCUUGUGAAAUC
Messenger RNA from Branchiostoma belcheri (Belcher's lancelet), 3551 nucleotides. RefSeq names its product sushi, nidogen and EGF-like domain-containing protein 1. The record is from RefSeq and is a predicted model, not a curated record. The coding region runs from base 1 to 1866 and encodes 621 amino acids. Lineage: Eukaryota; Metazoa; Chordata; Leptocardii; Amphioxiformes; Branchiostomatidae. Gene Ontology annotation, molecular function: calcium ion binding; scavenger receptor activity. The transcript is spliced from 15 exons.